AUGGCGGAUGCCACCCGGCUCCUCCUAAGGGAUAUGGAAGACAUUCUGAAACACCACUUUCAACAGCUAUGCACGGUGAUUCAGACAGAAUGGGGGAACCUGAGGGAUGCGAUCGACCCAGAGAGGAGUAUUACAAAUUCACAACUGAACCAGCAGGACUUGACUCCUGAUGCGCUGUGGGUUGCCGAUGACCCUUCAGCUCCUUCUGGGGUGAUGAUUCUCGAUUGGGACGUUCACCAUGGAAACGGCACACAACAUAUCUUCCAGGAAGAUGCAAGUGUGCUAUACGUGUCCAUCCAUCGAUAUGAUCACGGUCUCUUUUUUCCAUGUUCUGAGGAUGCUGCACAUGAUAAGGUCGGUACUGGUCAGGGAGAGGGAUUCAAUGUGAACAUCCCCUGGAAUGGUGCAAAGAUGGGCGACCCAGAGUAUCUAAUGGCUUUUCACAGAGUAGUGAUGCCCAUUGCCUAUGAGUUUAACCCACAGCUGGUUCUGGUAUCUGCUGGUUUUGAUGCUGCCCGCGGAGAUCCUCUUGGAGGUUGCCAGGUAACCCCUGAAGGUUACGCCCACAUGACGCACCUCCUGAUGGGGUUAGCAGGGGGUAGAGUGGUGGUGGUACUUGAGGGAGGAUAUAAUCUCACUUCCAUCUCUGAGUCUAUGGUCAUGUGCACCCAAACCCUUCUCGGUGACCCUCCUGCCUUCAUAUUAGAAAGGCGCUCCCUUCGGGUGUCAGCCCUGCGUUCACUCCACAAUGUGCUGAAUGUGCAACGUCAAUACUGGCAUGGCUUGCGCCUUAAUGUUACAGUAAAGUCCUCCCAUCUUGAAAGUACAGAAGAUCAAACAACCCCAAGCAAAAACAUUUGUAGAAAGAGUAGGACAGUAGAAAGUACUGGGCCGUCACCCCACAAACCUGUAACUACAGCAGAUAUGGGCAACACAGGUGCUGUGGCACUGACAUCUCAGCAUGUGGAACCAGAACACAGUUUUGAUGCCCCACCAUCUGUGACACAGGAAAAGGAUAACUCAGCAUCUCUUUGUCUACAGAAUAAUGUAGCCAAUGAGCUAGUGAGGAAAGUUGAGACUCCUGAGAGAAUUCCACUUGAGGGGCUUGAAAGGGAGGGAGAGACUCUAAAGAAUGUUCUACAUGAGGAUAUUGAGAGGGAGAAUCCUGAAUGCAUGUCACAAAAAAAGCCAGACAAUGAUGACGAGAUUCUUCAAGGCAACUUACAUGAGAUAUGUGCAAGUGAUACACCCGGACAUCUCCAUCACCAUGAGAAGCAGAGCCCUAGAAGCCCUUCACAUCAGGGGCUCUCAGAACAUUACCAACAUGAAGAACUUAGAGAGGGAGAGACUACCUUACAUGAUCUCAUGAGAAAGUGCCCUAUUCAUAAUCCAUAUGUACAAAUUGUGAGCAAGGAUUGUGUGUGUCAAUCACAUCAGGAUACUGUAACAAAUAGGGAGACUCUUGAGGUUUCACAACAUGCACUGAUCAGCUUGACAGAUAAGGAAGCUCACAAGCACUUGGUGUAUGAAAGGACUGAGGUGAAGGGUGAGACAGCUGAGCAGGACCUGCCCAGAGCAGCAAGUCCCUCAGAACAACUUUUAGAUUUCAAACAUUUGCAACUGGGUGAUGAGAUGGACAACAGCUCCUUAGUCAUCUCACUAGAGGACACGCCACCUUGGGAGGGAGCUGGAAGAGAAGCCGUUCUCUGUAAGGGAGGUGAAACGAGAGACAAAGUUGCCAAUAGAUGUGAAAAAACAAGUGAGGAGACACAGAUGAGACUAGACCUCCAAAAUGAUGACAAACUAUUGUCAGAAGCAGCUGGCGGUUGUGACACUACGUUGCCCAGUACACUGUGCCAAAUCUUUGUGGAUCCAUUGCUGGGGGAUUCUGAGACAGGAUUUGCAGUGUUGCCAUUGUCCUGGUGUCCCCACUUGACAUCUGUGCGUGAAGUGCCAACCGGCGGUCUCAAUGUAUCACAACCAUGUGCUGAGUGCAAUACCCAGCUGGAAAAUUGGGUCUGUCUCACUUGUUAUCAGGUGCUGUGCGGGCGAUAUGUCUCUAAACAUAUGCUCUUACAUGGUGUCACAUCUGGACACAACCUUGUCCUCAGCUUUUCAGACAUUUCAGUUUGGUGCUAUGGCUGUGAGUCCUAUGUACAUCAUGAGGUGUUGCUCCCAGCUAAAUGUUCUGCCUAUUAUGACAAAUUUGGUGAAGAAAUGACAAUUAUAUGAUGUCCCAUCCAGAAUCCUUUGCUUCAGCCUGAUUAACUGCAAAGCUCGUUAA
Messenger RNA from Bombina bombina (fire-bellied toad), 2284 nucleotides. RefSeq lists its product as uncharacterized. Gene Ontology annotation, biological process: chromatin organization. NCBI's taxonomy places the organism in Eukaryota, Metazoa, Chordata, Amphibia, Anura, Bombinatoridae. Gene Ontology annotation, cellular component: histone deacetylase complex. Bases 1 to 2232 code for a protein of 743 amino acids. The transcript has 10 exons. Gene Ontology annotation, molecular function: histone deacetylase activity; zinc ion binding. The record is from RefSeq and is a predicted model, not a curated record.